UUUGCAAUGCCACGGGUUACAUACACGUCGUUGGUUCUCAUCCCAGAAUCUCCUCUGCCUCGCUGCCUUGCUGCCUCGCUGACUCCCUCCUCUCUCUCUCUCUCUCUCUCUCUGAUUAAUCUUUUUCUUACCAUUUAAAAUUUAUAACAGUUAAUUAAAAGCUCUCUCUUUCUCUCGCUAUUUGUGUAUUUCAUUUCAGUACCCCUGAAAACCAUCGCAGAGAGACCAAGAAAACGAAACCAAAGCUGCAUACAACUUUGAUCAUCAGCAACAACCUUGUACGGUUCUGGUGGUGGCAGAAUCGAGGAACUUUUUCUGUUGGUCUGUGAAGGCGGUGGUGGUGGGAUUUUUGGGGUGAUAGUUUUUUGAAAUGGUGGGAGAGGGAAACAUCAAGGCUGAGGACUUGAACUUGUGCUUUGAGAAGCUGAAGAUGGAAGGAAGGGUGAUGAUCACCGAUUGGAAGGAUAUUCCGAUGGAGCUGCUUCUGCAAAUCCUGGCGCUUGCCGAUGAUCAGACGGUGAUCACGGCGUCUGGAGUCUGCCGUGGCUGGAGAGAUGCUGCUUGCUUGGGCCUUACUCGUCUCUCCCUCUCAUGGUGCACCAAGAACAUGAACAGCUUGGUCCUAUCUCUAGCUCCUAAGUUUACGAGAUUGCAGACUCUAAUACUGCGGCAAGAUCAUAAACCCCAACUUCAGGAUAAUGCUGUUGAGAGCAUUGCAAACUUCUGUCAUGACCUGCAGGUCCUGGACCUCAGCAAAAGCUUCAAGCUCAGUGACCGCUCCCUAUAUGCCUUGGCUCACGGGUGCCCAAAUCUUACAAAACUAAACAUUAGUGGGUGCUCGGCAUUCAGUGACAUUGCUCUUGAAUAUCUUGUUGGAUUUUGCCAAAAAUUGGAAGUCUUGAAUCUUUGUGGUUGCGUCAGGAGUGCAUCAGACAGGGCAUUGCAGGCUAUUGGGCGUUACUGUAGUCAGUUGCAGUCUCUGAAUCUUGGUUGGUGCGAGGAUGUAAGUGAUGUUGGAGUUAUGAGUUUGGCACAUGGAUGCCCUGAUCUCAGAACUGUUGAUUUGUGCGGCUGUGUCUUAAUAUCAGAUGAUAGUGUGAUUGCUUUGGCAAACAGUUGUCCUCAUUUGCAAUCGCUUGACCUUUACUACUGUAAGAACAUUACAGACAGAGCAAUGUAUUCCUUGGCCCAGAGUCUAGUGAAGAACAAGCCUGCAGCAAUGUGGGAAUCCCAGAAAGCCAGGAACGACGAGGAAGGGCUUAGGACCCUCAACAUCAGCCAAUGCACAGCACUCACCCCUUCUGCUGUUCAGGCGGUGUGCGACUCAUUCCCUGCACUUCACACCUGCUCUGGAAGGCAUUCCCUCAUCAUUAGCGGCUGUUUGAACUUGACGUCCGUGCAUUGCGCCUGUGCUGUCCAAGCUCACCGCACUGCCAACGCCUUUCCUCAUUCAGCUCAUUGAACCGAUGAACGGAGAUUAGGGUAACAAUCUGGAAAAGUGUUGAAAGGGCCGAUAACCCUUAACCACAUUACAUGUGUUUGUAUUGAGAUGUAAGAUAUUGGUCGCAAAUGGGCAGCAACCAUUUGUAGGAACCUACGGACUUUAUCUUGACUUAUGUUAUCGGUUUUCGAAUA
Molecule: messenger RNA, 1635 nt
Organism: Pyrus x bretschneideri (Chinese white pear)
Lineage: Eukaryota; Viridiplantae; Streptophyta; Magnoliopsida; Rosales; Rosaceae
Product: F-box protein SKP2A
Exons: 5
Coding region: 371-1462 (363 amino acids)
Biological process (GO): SCF-dependent proteasomal ubiquitin-dependent protein catabolic process
Cellular component (GO): SCF ubiquitin ligase complex
Molecular function (GO): protein binding
Source: RefSeq, a predicted model, not a curated record